AUGGUCUCGGCAAAGAAUUACAAAAUCGCGUGCAUCCCCGCUGAUGGCAUUGGCCCGGAAGUCAUUGAUGCUGGAGUCACGGUGCUCAAGGCUCUCAGUGCGGCCAGCAAGUCAUUCACAUUGGACUUCGAACACUAUGAUUGGAGCUCAGAGACGUACAAGAAAACCGGCAAAUAUAUUCCUGACAACGGACUCGAAGACUUGAAGAAGCAUGAUGCGAUUCUCUUCGGUGCUGUAGGAGCUCCAGAUGUCCCUGAUCACAUCUCCCUCUGGGGCCUCCGUCUAGCAAUCUGUCAACCCUUCCAACAAUACGCGAACGUCCGCCCUACCAAAAUCCUCCGCGGCACCGAGUCACCCCUCCGCAAAGCACAAGCCGGAGAUCUAGAUUGGGUCAUCGUCCGCGAAAACAGCGAGGGCGAAUAUGCUGGUCAAGGUGGCCGCAGUCACAGAGGUCAACCAUGGGAGGUUGCAACUGAGACGUCAAUUUUCACCCGUCAUGCUGUUACCAGACUCAUCAAGUUCGCAUUCGAGGUCGCACAGAAGAGGGAGAAGAAACAUAUUACUGUGGUGACCAAGAGUAAUGCACAGAGAAAUGGUAUGGUGAUGUGGGAUGAGAUUGCUGCCGAAGUGGCAAAGGACUUUCCGGACGUCAAGUGUGACAAGAUGCUUGUGGAUGCGAUGACCUGUAGAAUGGUGCUGCAACCGCAAUCACUCGACACCAUCGUCGCUACGAACCUGCACGCAGACAUCCUCUCCGACCUCGCCGCAGCCCUCGCAGGCUCAAUCGGCAUAGCACCAACCUCCAAUCUCGACCCUACACGCCAAAACCCCAGCAUGUUCGAACCCAUCCACGGCUCCGCCUUCGACAUCACCGGAAAGGGCAUCGCCAACCCCGUCGGCACAUUCUGGACAGCAGCGGAAAUGCUACGCUGGCUUGGAGAAGAAACCGCCGCCGACAAACUAUUAGACUGCGUAGAAAAUGUGUGUGGGAAUGGGGUGAUGACAAAGGAUUUGGGUGGUGACGCGAAUACCAAGCAGGUCACUGAUGCGGUCUGUGAGGAAAUCAAGAGAUGUUACGCGUAGACACGUGUAAAGGGGAGUAAAGGUGGAUGCCUGGAGGUUUGCUGCUUUGUAAUGAGUUUUGUAAGCAGAUUAUGCAGGUAUGUGAGCAAUGAGCAAUGAGCAACAGAUUACCCCGCAGCGUCAUGUCAGGGCGCAAACAUUCACAUGUGCAUAUAAACACUUAUCUUGCGCUCCCUCCAUACUCGUCAAAAGUCUCCGAACA
Molecule: messenger RNA, 1285 nt
Organism: Aureobasidium pullulans EXF-150
Lineage: Eukaryota; Fungi; Ascomycota; Dothideomycetes; Dothideales; Saccotheciaceae
Product: tartrate dehydrogenase
Exons: 4
Coding region: 1-1083 (360 amino acids)
Molecular function (GO): oxidoreductase activity, acting on the CH-OH group of donors, NAD or NADP as acceptor; magnesium ion binding; NAD binding
Source: RefSeq, a predicted model, not a curated record